Messenger RNA from Mercurialis annua (annual mercury), 1177 nucleotides. Its product is annotated as F-box protein PP2-B10-like. The record is from RefSeq and is a predicted model, not a curated record. Lineage: Eukaryota; Viridiplantae; Streptophyta; Magnoliopsida; Malpighiales; Euphorbiaceae. Gene Ontology annotation, molecular function: protein binding. The transcript has 3 exons. The coding region runs from base 58 to 966 and encodes 302 amino acids.
CUUUGGUAAGUAUAAAAGGCAUCAUAGUAGCACCAAUUUUAUUCAUUCUCAACAAAAAUGGGAGCGAAUGAUGGCGACGACGAACCAGAAAUGCACGUUUUACCGGAAGGCUGUGUCGCAAACGUACUGUCGUUUACAGGUCCUCGAGAUGCGGGCAGAUUAUCAUUAGUCUCCUCCACCUUUAAGUCGGCUUCCGAAUCCGACGCCGUUUGGGAACACUAUCUUCCAAAUGACUACCGCUCCAUCGUCUCCUCCUCCUCGGAUUCCUCUCAUCUCUUGGCCGGCGCUAACUCGAAAAAAGAGCUUUAUCUCCGCCUCUGUGAUGCUCCGAUUCUCAUCGACGAUGGCAGAAAGAGUUUCUCACUGGAUAAAUUUAGCGGGAAGAAAUGUUAUAUGCUGGCGGCGAGGGAUUUGAUGAUCGUGUGGGGUGAUACUCCACGGUAUUGGAGAUGGACCUCUGAACUUAAAUCCAGAUUUGAUGAGGUGGCGGAGUUAAUCGGCGUUUGCUGGCUCGAAAUCUGCGGAAAAAUCAACGUUCGGAUGCUAUCUCCCGACACGCUUUACGGUGCUUAUUUCGUGUUCAAAACGACAGCUGGAGCCUACGGAUUUGACCAGCCGGUGGAUGUGACAGUAGGACUUGCCGGAACUGAAGGACGGAGGCGGAGUGUUUAUUUGGAUGUCGAAGGGGAUAGGCAGCAGCAUUAUCAAAUUGUGGUGAGGCGCGUCGGGAUUUUCAACCACAGCCGCGCCGUGGGAUUGCAAGCGCCGCUACCGACGACACGGGAGAAAAACGACGAUGAUCAUCCCAAGGAGAGAGAGGAUGGGUGGUCGGAGAUUGAAAUGGGGGAGUUUUUCGUCAACGGAGAUGACGACGGAGAUUUUGAAAUGAAAAUUUUGGAGGUGAACGGUGGGAAUUGGAAAGGUGGGCUCAUAACUCAGGGAAUUGAGAUCAGGCCGAAAUACUAAUGUCCUGUCUUCUCCGCCGCCGGCCGGUGGACAUUGCGAUCCGGCAUUUAGUAUUUUUUUUUACUAUAUAGUUUGCUUUUUUAUUUAUUUAUUUCCGUUCAUUCCUAAUGGAUGAUAUUAGUAUUAUUCUAUAUAUGUAAUGUCAAUGUUUGCCAUGACAUGACUUAUUAAAAGUUGAUAUGCAAAGUUGCUUUCAUAAUUCAUAUGCUAA